GCCUCCGCCUCCUCGUUCCCAUGUCACAAGUCAUCCUUUGCUAUGAUUACGAUCCACUUGCGCUUGUUAUCCACAAUGCUCUCUAUUUGAUAGAAUAUACCUGGAGGUCGUAUGUAAAGGGGAAGGACUGCGUUGUAUGGGGAAAGUCGACAUAUCCCCGGUCAAGAAGUGAAACUAAAGAGAUGGUCAAAAAAUAGAGUCACACUCCAUCCUUGGCACCCCACUUACACGUCGCGAACGCGUUCGACCCCAUACUACCCUUUUUCUUCCAACCACCACAACUUCGUCAAUUGCAGGCCAAAAUGCGAGCUUUUGGGCUCGAAUUGUCGCCCAAUAUCCGGUCUAUCCGGGGGAAACGAAGGUAUCUCCUGGAUACGGAGAAGGCUGCAAUUAUUGCGGCUCGACAAGCCGGGGUAUCGCGCAAGACCUUGGCUUCCAACUUCGACUGCAGUUUGGCCUGCAUCUCCCGUACGGUCAAACGCUUCCAAGAACGCGGAACCGUGGUUGUGAACCGCCAAAGCCUUGAAUUCUCCUCGGAGCUUUUUCAACCAGCUAAGCGAAACAAAAAGGGUACUUCGCUUUUUCCGAACGUAGAACAAGAGGGUAUCGGGGCUAAGCUUAACAACACUAAAUCACAAGAAGAGCAGAGCAAAAGAGGAGGCUGGCGGUGCCUGAGCAGCGAGUUAGCUCGCCAGCUUCACCUUGCCGUCCUCCCCAUUGAACGAACGAACCCCUAUUACGCCCCUGCCAUGCCUGUUUGCAGUGAGGGAGCAGAAGAUGACCUGCCUCAGCCAUCGCCAAGAGAAGUACAAGAACGGUAGUUAGCCUUCUAGAAACAAGAAGAGGAAGAAGCAGUGGCGGCCAGAAAACGCGAAAAAAAGGGGGCACAGAAAAACGAAAUCGGCCA
Molecule: messenger RNA, 907 nt
Organism: Thermothielavioides terrestris NRRL 8126
Lineage: Eukaryota; Fungi; Ascomycota; Sordariomycetes; Sordariales; Chaetomiaceae
Exons: 1
Coding region: 303-821 (172 amino acids)
Source: RefSeq, a predicted model, not a curated record